Molecule: messenger RNA, 2037 nt
Organism: Saxophila tyrrhenica
Lineage: Eukaryota; Fungi; Ascomycota; Dothideomycetes; Mycosphaerellales; Extremaceae
Exons: 2
Coding region: 1-2037 (678 amino acids)
Molecular function (GO): protein binding
Source: RefSeq, a predicted model, not a curated record
AUGCACUGGCAGCGUGCCAGAGAUGCCGAUUUGCGCUUGUAUGCUGAGAACAUUGCGUAUACAGCUUCUCUGUUGCAGGCCCGUGUGCGAGGCUAUUUACUACGAUCGAAGGGGCAAACAGGUAGCGGAUCCAAGGAGCAGCUCGAAGCAGCACCCAGCAGGGAAGAAAAGGUCCAAUGGCGGGACUACGAUCUUUACCACUCUAUCGGUGGUCCAACACUAAGAGCCAGCGAAGCCAUUUCAGUCUGGGAUGCGCCGCUGACAACACAGUGCGUCUCGAAGGACUGUACGCGCGGGAACGAGCCCAGCACGGCGGAAUGGUGGCUAAACGAUCCCUCAGCAUGCGCGAUCGAAAACGCUUGCGAAGCAUGCAGUCACGUUGACAUGGUAAGACUCAUGGCCAUGCAUCGUGCCGGCGAGCUCAAGCUCGGAGACUACUACACCAGCGGUGCCGAAAUUUUGUUUCGUCCACUGCGUGCCAUACUCCGGGAGACUGAAUGCGCUCUUUGCGGUCUUACCUCACGAUUCGCAACGAGUCAUUUCGUUGCGAAUGUGCUCCAGCAAGUCCUGGAAGGUGACCUCGAGAUGCAAUCCCGGCUAUUACAAGAGCCGGUACAUCGUGGACACCCUGCCCAAGUGCUGCUGAAUAGCCUUCAGGAGCCAACCAAUGACAGUGAUGUCGUAUGUGUCAGUUUGAUGAGGCUGCUACGCUGGAGCUCUGAGAAGCCUGACGAAGGCCGGCCUACAUAUACAGCGCCGUUCGAAUACGAUUUCGGUGCGCAGCUGGACAUGGAGCUUGUAAACGCUUUCCUACGCAGCACCAGUGAUGGUGAUGAGCAGCAUCGCUUCUCUGCUAUACAAGUUGGCGAGACAGGGCGGUCUGUGAAGCUCACGGUUGUAGACGUGUGGCAAGACUGCCUUGUUGAAGUUGACGCCGUUGCACGGUAUCUAGCUCUGAGUUACGUUUGGGGCGGACAGCAGCCCUACGUUCGAACACUGGCUUGUGAUGCCCACAUGCAUACUCCUGAAGGCAUCGCUACCAGCAAGCUACCUGUAACAAUCCGGGAUGCCGCGGACUUUGUCCGCCACCCAACACCAAGUCUUUUUUCGCGAAGGAUAUAUACCAUUCAAGUUCGAGAUCAGCCAAAUUUCCUAAGCUACGCCGACGCCGUCCGCCGCUAUACCGAGCGCAUUCUCACGUACGAAGCACAUGUGGAGAGGGCAUUCACCGGUAUACAGCGGCUUUUGCAGCCGGUCCUCGAUUGCCCCUUCAUUUUCGGCCUGCCAACUCUGGAGCUCGAUCUCGCCAUGCUUUUCUUGCAAUCACCUGGUUCACGCAGGCGUUCGGCUUUUCCCAGCUGGAGCUCGAUGGGCUGGUCAGGCACGGUGAAAUACCGCUGGUGGUCUGAUCAUCUGCUCGACGAUGUCUCGCGGGUGCAAUGGCGAGAUGCUCUAUCGGACGAGCUCUUCACGACUCACGAGUAUAGGCAAGGUCGUGGCGAACAACCCGAGGAUGACUGGGUAGUCACAAGACGUCGGGAGAGGUUUCAGUAUGAGAUGCCAGUGCGGUACAAAGAAGAAAGCGCCGAUCUCUGGUUUGUUCAUCGCACUUUGCCGAGAUCGCAGAGACCUUCUUUCCAAUUCCUCGCGCCUGGUUCACGAGAGCUCCUCCUUAGAGGCAUAAUUGCGCGGAUGCGGCUUGGAGAUUGGAUUCCUCCAGGUUUCAGCCAAUAUGGCAAGCCAGAGCGUGUAAGCGUGCUGGACACCAAGGGCUUCGCUGCCGGCUACAUCCACCGAAAGAUGAGUCCGCGGGAUUCUAUUUCGCAGAGAUGCUCUGUUUAUCCCGCAGACGCGGCCAUGAGUAUGACUCUCACAUCCACUGGGGACGGGACGAAGACGACGUCGAAGCUUCCACCCUCCAAACCUUCUGGGAGGCCGACGCCCACGUCGAUGUCGGCGAGAUGUUGUUCCCGCAUCAGAAAGGCUUGGACGAAGUUGAUGAUCACUUCGAUCAACGGAGAUAUAGUACGCACAUAG